AUGGUAGAGGCUAUCACUAAGAUAAAGGUUGACAACCCCGUUGUUGAUAUGGAUGGAGAUGAAAUGACUAGAAUCAUUUGGAAAUGGAUCAAGGAGAAGUUGAUCCUCCCAUAUCUUGAUAUUGACAUUAAGUACUUCGAUCUCGGUAUGGAGUAUAGAGAUGAGACUAAUGAUCAAGUUACUCUUGAUGCUGCAGCAGCUAUUAAGCUAUAUAAGGUUGGAAUUAAAUGCGCCACCAUCACCCCUGACGAAGCUAGAGUUAAGGAAUUCAACUUAAAGGAGAUGUGGAAGUCACCAAAUGGUACCAUCAGAAACGAACUGAAUGGUACAGUCUUCAGAGAGCCAAUUGUCAUUAAAAACAUCCCAAGACUAGUACCAGGCUGGACUCAACCAAUUAUUAUUGGAAGACACGCUUUUGGUGAUCAAUAUAGAGCCACUGAUGCUGUUAUUGACAGACCAGGUCAAUUCAUAAUGAAAUUCAUCCCAGCUGAUGGAUCAGAGGAAAAGACCUUCAAUGUCUACAACUUCAAGGAUGGUGGUAUCAUUAUGGGCAUGUACAAUACCGAUGAAUCAAUCAGAGGUUUCGCUCACUCUUCAUUCAAGUAUGCUCUUGACAGAAAUUACCCACUUUACUUGAGCACUAAAAACACCAUCUUGAAGAGAUAUGAUGGCAGAUUCAAGGAUAUCUUCGCUGAAAUCUAUGAAAGCGAUUACAAGGAGGCAUUCAAGACCAAGGGUCUUUGGUACGAGCACAGACUUAUCGAUGAUAUGGUUGCUUAUGCUAUCAAGUCAAACGGAGGAUUCGUAUGGGCUUGCAAGAACUACGAUGGAGAUGUCCAAUCAGAUAUCGUAGCUCAAGGAUAUGGAUCCCUAGGUCUUAUGACUUCAGUCCUCGUAGCUCCAGAUGGUUCAAUCGAGGCUGAAGCUGCACAUGGUACCGUUACCAGACAUUACAGACUCCACCAACAAGGUAAAGAGACUUCAACCAAUCCAAUUGCCUCGAUCUAUGCCUGGACUAGAGGUCUUGCAUACAGAGCUCAGUUAGAUAGCAAUGAAAAGCUUGCAUUGUUCGCAACUUCUCUUGAAGCCGCAAUCAUUGAGACUGUUGAAGCUGGAUUCAUGACUAAAGACUUAGCCAUUUGCGUUCACAACACUAUGGACGUUGCCAGAGAUACUUACCUCAACACUGAAUAGUUUAUGGACAAGAUUGCAGAGACUCUCAAGACCAAAAUUGCUUCAUGGCAAUGA
This is a messenger RNA of Stylonychia lemnae, 1248 nucleotides long. NCBI's taxonomy places the organism in Eukaryota, Ciliophora, Spirotrichea, Sporadotrichida, Oxytrichidae. The record is from the annotation of a GenBank genome assembly.